Messenger RNA from Prionailurus viverrinus (fishing cat), 2823 nucleotides. RefSeq names its product fucosyltransferase 4 (gene FUT4). Gene Ontology annotation, molecular function: alpha-(1->3)-fucosyltransferase activity. Gene Ontology annotation, cellular component: membrane. The transcript has 6 exons. Bases 1 to 1998 code for a protein of 665 amino acids. Lineage: Eukaryota; Metazoa; Chordata; Mammalia; Carnivora; Felidae. The record is from RefSeq and is a predicted model, not a curated record.
AUGGCUAAGUUCACCAGUUGCCGCUGUUUCGCUGCUGCCUUGGAUGAUCCAGGAAAUGAAGUCUUUGCACAGAGGAAGCAGUUUAACAAGAAAAAUGCAGAGGAAAUAUCAAAUGUCUUUGGUGAGGAGUCCCAGGACGGGCUGCAAAUGUACCAUUUCCCCGAGGAAGAGCCAAGAGGUCACGAGGUCACGGUCACCGCCGCCGUGGCCGCGCCGCAGCCCGCACGUUUCCGCGGCCUCUCGCGCUCCCUCCCUCCGGCAGGCGUCGCUGGCCACCGCAGGGCGGCGAGGAAGGAAGCGGACUCGAUCUUCCGUCCCGACGCCCGGGGACUCGGCACCCCCGGCCCGCCUUCUCCACGAGUCCGCUCUAGCGCCCUCUGCACGCGCCCAGCGACGAACCGGGUCCUCCCUCUGGAAGGCGAAGGGGCCCGGGCGGCGCGGCCGAAGGUCUGGGAGUCCUGGACGGGGCGGGGACGGGCGGAGGCGCGGCAGGAAACGCCCGGGGCCGGCAGUGCCGGUCGGGCCGGGGGCGCGGUGGAGGGGAGGGACGGGGCGGCGCCCGGCGGGGCUGCCCGGGCCGCGCACUCAGCCCUGGCGGCGCGCCCCGCGGGGACUGUUCGGGAGGAGUGCCGGGCCCGCGAGCCUUGGGAUUCCGGGACCGCCCUCUCCCGCUCCAGGGCCGGCGGCGAGCGGCAACGACGGCCAGAGCCGCAGCGGCAGCAUGAGAGCGGGCGCCGCGGCCCCACGCCUGCGGACGCGCGGCGAGCGGCGGCGGCCGUGCCUGCGCGCGCCAUGGGGGCGCCGUGGGGCCGGGAGGCCGGCCGGCGCUUCGGGCGGCGCCGGGGCCGGGGGCUUCUGCCGAGCGCCUCCGCGGUGGCGGCGGCCGGCCUGCUGUGCACCGCUCUGGCCGCCUUCUGCUGCUGGAGGCAGCUGCCGCCGCUGCCCUGGGCAUCCUCCGCCCCGCCGCGGCCGGUGGCCGUGCUGCUGUGGUGGGAACCCUUCGCGGGGCGCGACAGCGGCGCGAGGCCGCCCCCGGACUGCUGGCUGCGCUUCAACAUCAGCGGCUGCCGCCUGCUCACCGACCGUGCGGCCUAUGGGGAGGCCCAGGCGGUGCUUUUCCACCACCGUGACCUCGUGAAGGAACCCCGUGACUGGCCCCCGCCCUGGGGCGCCCCGGUGCGCGGGGCAGAUGAGCUGGAGUUGCGGGUGUUGGACGACGAGGAGGCGGUGGCCGCCGAAGCCCUGGCCACCUCGGGCCUCAGGCCCCCGGGCCAGCGCUGGGUGUGGAUGAACUUCGAGUCGCCCUCCCACUCCCCGGGCUUGCGGAACCUGGCGGGGAACCUCUUCAACUGGACCCUCUCCUACAGGGCCGACUCGGACGUCUUCGUGCCUUACGGGUACCUCUACCCCAGGACCCAUCCCAGCGACCAGCCGCUAGGCCUGGCCCCGCCGCUGGCCCGGAAACGGGGGCUGGUGGCCUGGGUGGUGAGCAACUGGGAUGAGCGCCAGGCCCGGGUCCGGUACUACCACCAGCUGAGCCAGCAUGUGUCGGUGGACGUGUUCGGCAGGAGCGGGCCUGGCCGGCCGGUGCCCAGCAUUGGCCUUCUGCACACAGUGGCCCGCUACAAGUUCUACCUGGCCUUUGAGAACUCGCAGCACCUGGAUUACAUCACCGAGAAGCUCUGGCGCAACGCGUUGCUGGCCGGGGCCGUGCCCGUGGUGCUGGGCCCCGACCGUGCCAAUUAUGAACGCUUCAUGCCCCGCGGUGCCUUCAUCCACGUAGACGACUUCCCUAGUGCCUCCUCCCUGGCUGCCUACCUGCUCUUCCUCGACCGAAACCCAGCAGUCUACCGUCGCUACUUCAGCUGGCGCAGGAGCUACGCCGUGCACAUCACCUCCUUCUGGGACGAGCCUUGGUGCCGGGCCUGCCAGGCUGUGCAGAGCGCCGGGGACCGGCCCAAGAGCAUACGCAAUUUGGCUCGCUGGUUUGAGCGGUGAAACCCCGGUGUGACCCAGGGAGGUCAGAUUGUCAACUUUUGACCCUCAGCUGUGCAUCUCCUUGGCUGGUCGAAUUUUCCAAACACUCAUUUUUACUCUACGGGGGAAAGGUGAUUUACCAAUUAAUAUGAUUCAGCAUAAAGACUGGGUAGGAAGGAUCCCUGGUUCUCAUGGUUUUGUUUUUUUGUUUGUUUUUUUGGGUUUGUUUUUUUUUUUUUUUGCACAGCUAGCAGUUGGGCUCUGUCUGCUGUAGGUGGGCAUCAGUGUUCACCGGUGAAGAAGGGAGCCCUCCCUCACCUUGUAACCAGGACGAGGUGAAACAGUAGCUUAACUACCAGAAGCCUUUGAGUCAGUUGCUCUUUUUUUCCUCAUCUGUCACGGGCUAUAUAGGUGGCCUGUGCUGAAUCCAAAUCCAUACACACUGCUCCUUGACUCACAUUGCACUGGGUGAAUGUGUAGCAAGCCCCCCCCUUCCAGAAGGAGCCUUGUUGCAGAAUAGUGAAAGGACUGUGGCCGCAAGUGGGUCUCAUGACUUCCUCAAAGCCUCAUCUCCUAAAAAACGGUGAGGAGGGUGGUCCAAUGAUCCAUGGACUGUUCCUUAACAAGUACUGUUUGUUCCCCUGCCGUAUGAGUACAAAGCCGAUGCUAGAUUGCCCUUGGGGAAGAGUUAGGAUGAAUAUACAGGUGUACCUCACUUUACACACACGUAUUUUUGAAACACUGCUUUUAAAUCAAAUCCCCAAUUCACUGCUUUAGGAGAGGUCAGUGUUUAAUGCAAUCCUCUGGAGAAUCCCUUUACAAUGUGAAUAAGCAUCUCCUAACUUA